GGCUCGAUCCAGCUUCCCCUUCCUCGGCUUCCGUCGCCGCCGCAGCCGCCGCAGUCACCACCACCGCCGCGGGAGGGUGGAACGGGGUGGGUGGGCUGGGCCAGGCCCGGAGAUCAACCGUCGGGAUAGGGUAGGGGGGGCCCAGCGUAUUCUUGCAGCGGAAAUAAGGGGAGAAUAUGGGAGGAAAGAACCAGGACAACCCCCGGAGAGUCAGAGCAAACCUUGUCAUACCCAGAUAUGGUCCAUCAAGCCCAUUUACAGGACACUUAAGCAUAAAAAGUAAUGCUUUUUGCACUGACUCCUCCUCUCUCAGACUAAGUACCCUCUACCUGAUCAAGAACCACAUGGCUGUUCACUAUAAUAAAAUCCUUUCAGCCAAAGCCGUUGUAGAUUGCUCAAUGCCAGUAAGCAUGACUUCCAGCAUUAAAUAUUCAGAUCAGCAGCGAAGAGAGAAACUUAAGAAAGAAUUGGCACAGUUUGAAAAGGAAUUAAAACUAGCUAGAAUGGCCACACAAACAAGUAACAGACUUAGUUCCAGUCCACUUUCAUCUGUGGGUCUAAAGCUUUCAGAGGAAUCACAAGAUAAGGAAGAAGAAACUGAAGAAGAAAAUGAAUUUCCAUCUUUAUCAAAAUCGUUACCACCUGCAUCAGAUAGACAAUUUCCAGAUUUUUCUAAUCUUGAAAAAACUGUCAGAAAUGAAACUCGAAGGACCUAUAGUACCUCGGGUGUGACAAAUUCCCGAAGACAGUUCUCUGGACCUUCAUAUAAUGUCUCUAGUGGCAGUGGUAGGAAUACCAAAACUCCACGGAAGUUUCAAUUAUUUACUUCAAAAGCACCUAGCGGAGAUCUCCUAGAGAAACAUUCUGCACGCUUUACUAACAAGCAGCUGCCAUUCACUCCUCGCACUUUAAAAACAGAAGCAAAAUCUUUCCUUUCUCAAUAUCGAUAUUAUACACCAGCUAAAAGAAAAAAGAGCACCCAGGAUCAACUGAUUGAGGCAGAAACCCAGACUGAUUUAAGCAGUUUUAAAACUCAUUUUGUGUCAGCUGAGUUGAACAACAUAGAUUCAGAAGAAGUGAUCAUAAAUGAGCCCAAGAUAUCCAGUUGUGAAAUGAAGGAAAAAAUUAUUUCUUCCCUGAGCUCCCCGAAUAACUUAGGCCGGGAGAAAGUUAAAGAAGAUGUUCUUCACUAUCCAUUAUCAAGAGAAUCCAUUCCAUGUUACCUGCAGUGUACUCCAGUGAAAAAAAUCCAGUCUGAAGAAGAAGAACUCCUAUAUCUGAGCUUCAUUGAAGAUGUAACGGAUGAAAUUCUGAAACUUGGCUUAUUUUCUAACAGGGUUUUAGAGAGAUUGUUUGAGCAUCACAUAGAACGAAAUAAACAUCAUUUGGAGGAGAAGAAAAUGCGCCAUAUGCUUCACGUCUUGAAGGUCGAUUUAGGCUGUACUACUCCAGAGGAAAAAUCUGAAAAAAUAAAUGGUACCCUUAACGUGUCGAAUUUGUUUGAUUUUGAAAAGCUUGGAAUUCCAGAAGAAAUACAAUUAACAGAUGAAAAUGAAAUCCCAGUGUCUCCUUCCAAAAGCAAAGAAUACCAAAACUCUCUGGAUUUACAGGAUAAAAUUCUGGAUGCAAAUUUAACCCAGAAGGAAAUGGCAUCCCCUUCCUCAAGCAAUGCCUCACAGCUCAGCUCUAAAGAUAAGUGUUCAGAAGACAAUGUUAGUGGGCAGGUGAUUAGUGAAACAAGUCUUGAACCAUCAGCACAGUCUGAAGAACCAAGUGUUUCCUACACCACCUCAGACCCAGUAUCCCCUACAGAGUCCUUUGAAGAAGGUGACAAUGACCUUGAAAAAACAGAGUCUUUAAGUGCUUUGGGUAAAACACACCUGGAAGAGUGUGUUCAAAAUUCCAUUAAGGAAGAUGAUGAUCAUGACACAAAAGAAGCAACUUCCAAACUCACUGAAGCAAUCAAUGAGCAAUAUCCCUUGGAUAACUGAUGUUAGUUAAUAAAUGCUCCAAAUGGCUAGUGAAUCAUUCUUUGUCUGUCUGUCACUCUGUCAUACUUUGAAACUGACGAAAUAUUUCAUGCAGGAGAGUGAGUCUUCAUAAAUAGUCUGUGUACCAAUGUGCCACAGUAUUCCAAGCAAUUGGAGAACUGUUGUUUCAGAUAAAGAGGCAGCAUUAUCUACUGGAAAGUGACACAGGUCUGGGACUCAGGAACUCUGUAUUCUAAUCCCAGAUCUGCCCCCAGCUCCACCUUGUGGCCAUAAGCAAAUCAUCACCUUGCGCUCAGUUCUCUCAUCUGUCAAGUAGGGAUACUGAUGCUUUUCACACAAAGCUCCAAUGCCAUGACAAAUGUGGAAGUGUUUUUAAAACUUAAGUGAAUAUAAAGUAGGAUUAUGUUGAUCUGGAUCACUGCAGUAACUAAGGAUGAAAAUAUUUCAAAUGUAGAAAAUAAAAAUACAAAUUUGAUAAAUUAUGUGGGUUUAUAAUAAAGGAACCCCAUUCCUACAAACAGUAUUUAUUUGAAUGAAAAUUUCUUUCCAUUAGGAAAGUAUUUUGCUUUAAGUACUAGAGUCAGGAAACCUCAUUUCAUUCAACUCAAAUGUACAUGUAUUGAGCUGUGUAUAGAAGCUUUUGUGAGACACUAGGGGAGAUAGAAAGUUCCAGUAAGAUUCUACCCCCAAACUCAUUAUAGUUUCAUUCUGGUGGAAUUUGAUAAUAGGGCAGCUGGGUGGCUUAAUGGAUGGAGUAUUAGACUUGGGGUUUGGAAGAGCUGUAAAUAUGGGCAAGUCAUUUAACCUCCAUGAGCCACAGUUUUGCUUAUUUGUAAAAAUGGGGAUAAUAAUUGUACCUCCCUAACAGGGUUGUAGUGAGGACCAAAUGAGACAAUGUAUGUAUUGUGUAUAUAUGUAUGUGUGUAUAUAUAAUGUAUAUAAAGUGCUUUGAAAACUUUAAUGUGCUAUGUAAAUAUUAGCUAUUAUUAAUACCUCUGCUACUUCUGAUAACAAAUAUAAAGUUAAUGUCUAUAAAGUA
Trichosurus vulpecula (common brushtail) is the source of this 3030-nucleotide messenger RNA. RefSeq names its product spermatogenesis associated 7 (gene SPATA7). Gene Ontology annotation, biological process: microtubule cytoskeleton organization; protein localization to photoreceptor connecting cilium; protein localization to photoreceptor outer segment. NCBI's taxonomy places the organism in Eukaryota, Metazoa, Chordata, Mammalia, Diprotodontia, Phalangeridae. Bases 177 to 1991 code for a protein of 604 amino acids. Gene Ontology annotation, cellular component: photoreceptor distal connecting cilium; axoneme; ciliary basal body. The record is from RefSeq and is a predicted model, not a curated record. The transcript is spliced from 12 exons.